CACUGCUUCUAGUACAUUCUCUGCCGACGAAAACGCCUCUGCUUCGCAGACAGAGGCCACAGUUAAAAAGGUCUCUGCUUCUCAGAAAGCCGGAAAAAGCGGAGAGGUGUCUUCAGUUACGGACAGAAACACUCAGAAGACAACGCAGGAUUAGGUGAUAGAAUGGGCGAAACCGGUAUCGAAGAUGGCGGGACACUCCCACGGAGCAGAGCCCGUCAACAAAAAUGUCGUUGCGAGAGCUUGCGGAAGUAAAGGAGUGGCGCAGGUUUUACGCACCAGGAGGAGGAUUGUUCGCCUGGGCCGACUUUUUUCCGCGUGCUCAAAAGCAUGGGUUCGAUAUAUCUGGGGAUAGUGUGCGCUUGACAAACGCGGCCGCCGCUGCAGGAGGAUCUGACGUUUCUAGAUGACGGAGGGCAAUGGCGCACAAACUGAGCUCUUUCAACAAGACCGAGAUCGAUCUCUUCGCCCAUCGUACCUUGAGCCGACCUUUCGACAUACUAAUCGAUGAUGGCUUACUUACACGAAUCCCUUGGAAACCGAGCGAAUCUAGCGUAUUGGUGGCGGUUCGUGCAGCCUGGCGGAUGGUACUUGAUAGAGGAUUUUCCAGUCGCCAUCGUGUCACCAACAACGACGUUUUGUCCCGCAGAGUCGCUACUUGUGUCUGACUUCGCUUUGGAGGAAGAGAAGGGGCUGACUGCAUUGGUUUCAUGACCUUCGGUAGAAGAUGACAAAGACGAACUCUUGGACGAACAAGUAGGAGGCUUCGAGUCUGAAACUGGGCUCCUUAUUGACACGAAGAGUCUACUUCCGACACGACACGAAGGCCAAGUGAUAUCCUCACCGCAUUGGUCUUCACAGGAAGGAAAUACUUCUUCGCAGUAUGGUGUGGAAGGUACCCGGUUGGUUUGGAAGCAUCAACCUGGACGUCUCGGGGGCGAGGUAAGCAAGGAUAUGGAUGAUGUUUAUUCACCCAGCUUGAACAGACCUGCUGCGAACUUCACCGGACUCACCCAACGGGUUAUAUCCGGGAUAAGUAUGCGCAGACAGUACGACCGCCUCAAGCUCGUCCUUAACCUCAACCUCAGCUUCUGCGCCUUCUGCUUCUCCGUCGAAAGGAGAUGUCUCUGCGACUCUGUCCUCUAAAGGAGGCGCAGCAGAAACAGAACACCAAAAGCUAGCUCAGUUCCAGCGGGAGUUCGCGAAUCCUCUAGUGAGACUCCGAGACUGAUUGCUAGAAACUUCUGUGAUGGGCGUAGGGAAAUCGAAAGAAGAAAACUAGAAGCAACACGCAUGAAAACUAGAAAGCAUUUGAUGUACAACAAAUGCAUGAAAACUAGUCUCCUGUUGAGGACUACAAGAGCCUGUUCGUUGAGGACUUUUCCUCCUGAUCCUAAGGGCUCCUCAGAUUCUGUGUGGAUUCCGACAGCCGAAGAUUCUCAGAUUCUGACAUCGAAUAUUCUCCGAUUAUGGAGGGUGUACGGAAUUCAUCUCGUUCUAAGCCAUCUGGAAGAAGAAAACUAGAAGCAAAAGAUGAAGGCCGCAUUCGCACUUUCUUGCAGCAGAGAGGGAUACGGGACAUCAAAAGUAUCAGCAUGCUGAAGACGCCAGCAGGAAAGUCGAAAGGUGCAUGUCAGAUAGUGUUCGCUGCGCAGGCAGAAAUGACGAUAGCCUUACUAGGGCUGAACGAAAGCCAAGAAUUAGACAUGGAAGGCGGGAGGAAGAUCUACG
Amoebophrya sp. A25 is the source of this 1728-nucleotide messenger RNA. The record is from the annotation of a GenBank genome assembly. Lineage: Eukaryota; Dinophyceae; Syndiniales; Amoebophryaceae.